Passer domesticus (house sparrow) is the source of this 2196-nucleotide messenger RNA. RefSeq names its product prolactin-like. Gene Ontology annotation, cellular component: extracellular region. Lineage: Eukaryota; Metazoa; Chordata; Aves; Passeriformes; Passeridae. Gene Ontology annotation, biological process: positive regulation of receptor signaling pathway via JAK-STAT; response to nutrient levels. The coding region runs from base 813 to 1562 and encodes 249 amino acids. The record is from RefSeq and is a predicted model, not a curated record. The transcript is spliced from 5 exons. Gene Ontology annotation, molecular function: hormone activity.
AACUAAUUUUCCUCAUGACCAGCAUCUCAACUUUUCUUAUACGUCCUAAGGGUGCUCAGGAUCUUGUGCCGCAAAAUAGAGGACACCAACCAUGUACGCAGGACUUGCAUCCCUUUAGGGAAUCCUGUCCUUUGCUGCGCUGCUCCCUGAGCAUUUAGCCUCAGGGGAUCAACCAUCCUGAGGUAUAUUUGCACCACCAAACACACAUUCACCAGCUAUUACAUCUUCAGCAGUCUUACCUCUCACCACCUGCAAUGGAGCAGGAACAGCGGAUCUGAUCAUAACAUUGUGAUUUGAAAAGACGGCUGAGAUGAAUGUCACCAGACCAGCUUCUCUCCUACCCCUCAUUUUGCCCAUUCCUGCCCUUUUGUAAACCCCAUUACCACGAACAUAAGCAAUUUAUUUUCCUUGUCUCCCUUCUCCCACCCUUACCCCUCGGAUGCGCUGGGACGGACCCGACCCCGCCACUUCUGUGCGGGGCCCGGAGCCGCCCCUCUGCCCUCGGGAGGGCUGUGACGGGCGGGCGGCUCUGGGGGUCGGUAGCAGCCCCACCACCGAGCCCGGGAGUCAGUCCGAUUCCUGCCGGGCCCGGAGGGUUGCCGAGGGCAGUCUGUCCCGUCUGUCCCGUCGGACGCUCCCUCCGCCCGCCGAGCAGCGAGCCCGCUCCGGGCGGGCUGGCUCACGGCGCCCGCGGGCUGCGCACGUCAGGGGAGACAGCCGUCCCCCCCGUGAGAUCCCGGCAUAUAUAGGAGCUGCGGGGGCACCGCGGGCCCAUCGCAGCCGCUCCGUGCCGCCAGGGGCUCCGCAGCGCCAUGGCCGCGGCCCCGGCCCGCGCGGCGGGGCGAGCAGGUGAGCGGCGGGCGGCGGGCUGGGGGCGAUCGGGCACACCCCGACAUUCCGCGCCCGACGCCGCCGCCCUCUCCGCAGACGGGAUUGCGGCGCUGGCGCUGCUGUGGCUGCUGGUCUGCGCUCCGGGGGACGCCGGCUGUCACCCCCUGACCGUGGCCGAUCUCUUCGACCGGGUGAUCCGGCACUCGGGCAGGAUCCACAGCCUCUCCACGGCGCUCUACGCCGAGCUGGAAAAACACUUUCCUCCCCGCGACAACGAGCUGGGAAGGCCCGCUCGGAAGUGCCACACGUCGGGGAUGCUGACCCCCAACGGCAAAGAAUACGCCCAAAAAAUCCCGAGAGAAGAACUAACUCACGUGAUACUGAAACUUCUGCAAGCCUGGAAAGAACCACUUUCCCACUUUAACCAGCAUAUUGAGCACCAUCAAGAGCUACCUGAUGACAGCCUUAACAAAGCUAAGCAAAUCAGCAAUAUGGUACAUGAGCUGAAGACUGGAGUCGAGAAAGUAACAGAAAAGAUGCAGUCAAUGGGGAUCAUCAGCAAUUCAUUAAAUGGAAUGGCGUCAUCUGAAGGAACUGGUUUAUCAAUUAGUAAUGAAGCAAACAUGAUGAGUGACUCUGAUUUCAUUCACUGUUUUAGGAGAGAUUCCAAUAAAGUACAAAGCUACUUAAAAAUUCUCAAAUGUAGGAUUAUGCCACCAAAUACUUGCUAAACUCUAAUCCCUUGACAAGUAGUCUUCAGCAUGCAGAACCUUGAGGGACAUGUCACUGGCCUCCACCUGGACAUAAGAGCCACUGCUCACAAUCCCCUGGAUGCAUCCAACCAGCCAAUUCCUUAACCACCAAAUAGGCCAGCCUCCAAACCUAUGUCUGUCCAAUUUGGAGAUAAGGAUGUCAAAUGGGACCUUGUGGAAAGCCUUACAGAAGCUGAAAUAUAGGUACAACAUAGUUGAAAGUAAGAUUCAAUCUGUUAAACCUUGGUACAUCUGUAUACUAUCAAUAAAGUAUUUUACCUAAAGAAAAUGUUUUUCCCAAUUUCUACAUAUAUAUCUACCUGCAGAAUAUUUCUUAACACUGAAGAGGGGCAUUGAUGUUGAUCAGCUUAUUUAACUGCAGGGCCUAUGCCAGACUUUUACAUUCACUUCAUACUACUUACUGAUUUCUGAGGGCUUUCAUAUGUGUCCUAUAAAAUCUAGUAUUUGUAUUCAUUUUGAAUGCUCUUUUAUGGUUAUAAUGGCUUCACUGAUUUCAGUAGAAACGCCUAAAGAAAAAGACUGUGAAAAUUAAGUCAGAAUUCUGGUCCAAAUAGCAUUUCAGCCUAAGAGCUGAGCUGGGAGUAGCAAUAAG